This is a messenger RNA of Haliotis rubra (blacklip abalone), 3079 nucleotides long. RefSeq names its product laccase-1-like. The transcript has 12 exons. Gene Ontology annotation, cellular component: plasma membrane. Gene Ontology annotation, molecular function: oxidoreductase activity; copper ion binding. The coding region runs from base 236 to 2284 and encodes 682 amino acids. NCBI's taxonomy places the organism in Eukaryota, Metazoa, Mollusca, Gastropoda, Lepetellida, Haliotidae. The record is from RefSeq and is a predicted model, not a curated record. Gene Ontology annotation, biological process: iron ion transport.
CAUGUUACGAGUAUUUGUAUGUAUCUCCAGGUACACAAUACCUGUAUAUGCUAUUCUUAAGCCGGUGACCAAUAGGACACGUGGAAUCCACCGCGUGAUGUACGUACAUAUCCCCACGCGGGCUCUGUAUAUAUAAAUAUCCGAGGUGUUCAUCCGUAUUCACCCUGUAUCAGCCGAGGUCGACCGAGGUUGCCCGACUGUGUUGGUCCCGAGAGUUGUCGGUGUAUACCUGAACAUGAAACAACUACUACUUUGUGGAAUUAUAUUGCUGACCGUGCACCUCUCUCUGGCCUCAGUGGCGUCUACCCACGAGUGCAAGCGGACAUGCCAGGAGAACGAACUACCCCGGGUGUGUGUGUACAACUUCACUGUGGAGUGGUACAGAACGCUAUCUAAGGCAUGCUACGAUUGUCCCUUCAACCACUCGGACUGUUUUCGGCCGCACUGUGUGUCCGGAGAUGGGAGGAUUAAACCCUUGAUCGCAGUCAACAGACAAGUGCCCGGGCCAUCUAUUGAGGUGUGUGAGGGUGACCGUGUGGUGGUGUGGGUGACGAACGACAUGGAAGAUGGCCAGGCCACAAGUAUACACUGGCACGGACAACACCAAAUGAGAACUCCAUACUCGGACGGAGUUGGUCAAAUCACACAGUGCAACAUCGGCGUCAAGGAAACUUUUAAAUACGAGUUCACAGCCUCGCCUGCCGGCACCCACUGGUACCACGGUCACACAGGCAUGCAGCUCGCUGAUGGUUUAUUCGGUGCCUUCAUCGUCCGCCAACCCAAGGACCGUGACCCCAACGGUGCCCUGUACGACGUUGACGAUCACGUCAUGUUGGUAGGAGACUGGAUUCCAGUCACGUCAAUGACGAGAUACGUAGAUCUGAUGCAUGACCUUUACGACUCAUCUCUACCACAGGGACUGCACAUCAAUGGCAGAGCUCGCAAUGUUGAUGUCCCAAACAAGUUCAACAUCGUCAAGACGAACCUGACCACAGCCAAGACACCAAUGGAGGUGUUUGAAGUGACGAGGGGUCAGAAGUACAGACUACGUGUGAUUGGAUCGUCCGCCAACUGCCCAAUACACGUGGCAGUAGAGAAACAUCAGCUGCAGGUGAUCGCCAAUGAUGGAAUGCCUGUCCGGCCAAGACCAGUCGAUGUCUUCAUUGUUUUUCCAGGUGAGCGAUACGAUUUCCUGUUGUUUGCGAACCAGGACGUGGGUAACUACUGGAUCAAGGUCGUCGGUUUGGGGGACUGCCGAGUGGCUGAUGUGUCUGCGGCUGCCAUCUUGAGAUAUGCGGGGGCACCGGAUGAAGACCCCAGUACUGAAACCAUGUUCUCGACUGCAGGCGGGGUGAUGUUGAAUCCAGUCCCAUUGCCAAAUUCCGAGUUUUAUGGGAGGAAUCACAGCUGGCUUCGUCCUAGCGAGCUGCGUUAUGCAUAUGACGUCAACCUGACAAAUCAGACUGUGGAUACAAGGCUGUAUAUAGGUAUGGAAUUCAACAACAACGACAACCAGAAAUACAACAACAAGGAACUAUAUUCAACUGCAGAUAUUCCGCCCCGGAAAGGACAUUUUACACCUGUUAUGGAUAAUAUAACCUUCUUCCUGCCUCCCAUCCCAGUAUUGUCUCAGCCGGAGGACGUUGAUGAAUCGUGGUUCUGUAACAGAUCAACGAUCACGGACUCCGACAAGUGUUUGACGGAUCUGUGUUUAUGUACACACAUGCUUAGGUUUAAGCCAAAUGAGAUAGUAGAGCUAGUUGUUAUAAACGAAGCAAAGACAUUCGGGGAAAUAGGCCACCCCAUGCAUCUACACGGCCAUAGCUUCUUCAUCUUGGGAGAAGGACAGUUUAACAGUACGUCAACAAACCGGGCUGAGGUGAUGCGCCUAGAUCAGGAGGGACAGAUCCCCCGCAACUACAUCAACCCCCCUUACAGAGACACCGUCAACGUGCUCGACGCCGGUUACGUCAUCCUCAGAUUUCAGGCCAAUAAUCCAGGCUUCUGGUUCUUCCAUUGUCACACUGACAGUCAUCUGGCCCAGGGGAAGGCCUUGCUGGUGAAGAUAGGAGAAUACCAGGACUUCCCUCCCAUUCCCUCCACCUUCCCAAAGUGUGGAGGGUGGGGCUUCUCUAACGCCAAGAAGAAAGAGGAUCGCCCAUGUUCGACCAGUGGAUCUGCUCAGCACUCGCUUAGUGUCCUGGUGGCCACCUCAUUAGCAAUACUUGCAUGCAGGAGUAUUGGCCAAGGGUUCACAACUACCUCUGUUGACAGUAUAUUAUGAUCAUAUACAUCUUUUUACAACUUUCAUACAAGCUGUAUAUUUCUUUGCACAUGGUAUGUACAAGUACUAUCACCAGUUAAUUAAUUCCAUGUUUUGAAUUUGGGUUUGUUCGAAAAUGCUUUUGUCAACAGAAAAUAAGGAGGCAGUUUACUGUAUCGUUACUUGGUUGCUUUCUACUUGGCAGGCAAUACUCAGUAUAUCUAACAAUUGUUGAUGUAGAGGUAAGCCCAAAUGACGAUCGGACGCUUUUUGAUUUUCUGGAGACGACAUGCAGGCGACUAUGGUCAUACGCAGACCAGACCAUGUUGAACACAUUCCAAAGUUAGAACUAAAGUCACGACCUGUGUGUCACUGAUGUGUUGGCCCUGGCUCAUCUUUGUACAGAGGUCUUAGAGUUAGGCCAACAAUUAACACAUUUCUACAUCAGCCCAGGCCUAGAAAGGUAAGCAGCACUCCAUAUGACCACACAGCUCUCAAUGACCAGCUAGCACUAUUAACAGACAUUGACAUGCAUUUGUUUGUUGUGCAAGGACCCUUUGGUAGUAUUUCAGUGAUUCCUCACAGGCAUACCAAAGCCAAUGAUUUCGAUGUCUUUUUGAAAGUUAUUAUGUAUUCUGUAAAUAUCUAUGGCUAAGACCCUUACAAAACAAGAAAAGACACAGUCUAACAAAAACAUUGACGUAUAUGGUCAAAGAAGGGAGAAAGCCCCUUGGUAUUUGCACUGUUCAAGUUAAAAGGUCAAAGAUAAAGAUGUCCAGACACUGUUAAAACUAUGAAUAAAGCUUUUGAUUUCAA